Molecule: messenger RNA, 534 nt
Organism: Rotaria sordida
Lineage: Eukaryota; Metazoa; Rotifera; Eurotatoria; Philodinida; Philodinidae
Source: the annotation of a GenBank genome assembly
AUGAACAAAUCAUUUCAAAGUUACACAUCAGAUCCAUGGAUUGAUCUUCAAUCAGAAGAAAAACAAAUAAUGUCACCAUCAACAAUGACAAGUUCAUUUGCUGAUAGAGAUCUUACAUCAAGUAUGCAUAUUAAUGAACAUUUAUUAUUAGAAGCACAAAAAGAAUCAUCUCGUGUUGGUUCCAAAGGUUCACAGAGUGAUAGUUCAUCACCAAAAAGCCCUAAAAGUCCUGUGCAAACGGAUCGAAAUGUUGCCGAGUGGAUGUCAUAUUGGUCAUCACGUAUUGAAGCUGAACCACCAAAAGAAUGGAAAUUUGUUCAUCCAAUAAACCGAAGCGUACGUGAUCAAUUACUUUUUGAAGAUGAAGAAGAAAAAGCAGCUAAAGAAGCUGAAAAGGCAUUAAUUGAAAAAAAACGUAUGCGUUAUCUUAUUUUAAGUAAUUGUGCUAGUUUUAUUCUUGGCAUGGGAAUAAUGUAUUUAUGUUUACGUCGUUAUCUACGCAUGAAAACGCCUUAUUUUUAUGCAUUAGACUAA